Messenger RNA from Oryzias latipes (Japanese medaka), 1206 nucleotides. RefSeq lists its product as uncharacterized. The record is from RefSeq and is a predicted model, not a curated record. Lineage: Eukaryota; Metazoa; Chordata; Actinopteri; Beloniformes; Adrianichthyidae.
CCCCCCAUCGCAUUUCCAGCAGCAGAUUGCAGAUGAGCGGCUGUCAGCGGGCAGCUUGAUCAGCCCACACACACAACACCAGAGCCUGGUGAGUCACACCUGAACCCUGUGCCCAUCGCCAGCUUCUUUGGGGGCGGAGCCUGUUAGGGGACGACAGGAGGAGAGACCGUGACGAAGACGAAGACAUCCUGAGACAUGGUGGCCUCAUGGUGAGGAGCGCAUGUGAAGACCCUGCAGGCCGAGCAUCCGUCCGUCCGUCCGUCCUGUCCCGGUUCCUCCCAGCCCUCAGGUGAGCCGUGAUCCUCACAGAUGAUCCAUGGAGGUCUCCUGGCUCGUCCUCCUGGUGUCGGCCGCCGUCUUUGCCGCCAUCUUCCUGCUGUUGGUUACCUGUGUGGACUGUACAAACCAAGGCCCAUUGGGUGAGAGGAAGCCCCGCCUCCCUGCUGCCACAUGUGCUCACAUCAUCCAAAGAACCCCUUCAGAGGAGGACGUGCCGCCCAGCGGAUUCAUCGUCAUCCAUCCACGAACCGGAUCCACGCUGCCGGCCGUGGACGUUAACCCCGCCCACCCCUCAUCCAUCGCCCUGUCGCCAUACCCGAGCUCUGCUCAUCCUGGAUACCGGCGGCCCACCACCCCGACAGAAACCGAGAGCAACCCCAGCUACGAGAACUCAGGAAUGCCUUCCGCACAGCGAGAGAGCGACGGCGAAGACACCGGAUACAUAACCGUGCUGCCCGAAAACGACCCUGGGAAGAGUCGGGCCUCCACGCCCAGCUCAGAAGACCCCGACUGCUCCUCCUCUUCUUCUACAGAUGAUCUACACGAGUACGUAAACGUCGAGUCCCAGGGGUCCAGCAACUACCUGAACGUUCCCAGCCCGAGCAACGCAAGAUCAACCCCUGAACCGUCGUGUCCGAGCGUCAGCGAUGACGAUGACGACAACAACUAUGUGAACCAGCUGCCGAUCAACGACGGCUAACCUGGUGCUGGGACCCCCCCCCCCCGGACCCCCCUGAGUCAUGGUUUUUGUAGAGACCCAACUGACCACAGACCCCCCCCCCCCCAACUGAGAUCAUUUAGACGGCAGGGGGGGUAUUUUCUUUGUAACCCCUGUUCUAUCCUAGGCACUUUAACGUUGGGAGUGGGGUCAUCUAGACCCACUAGACAGUGGGUCAUCUAGACCCACUAGACAGUGCUCUGAACCUU